AUGUACUUCUCGCCCGCGCUGAUCCCAGCGUUACAGCUGAUCACGAGGGGCUCCUUGCUCGCGUCGCACAUCUCGACAACCUCGCUCAACAGCGAAAGCGCCCACUGCCACGGCCUGCCUUUCUCACACGCGCCGAUCCCAUCGUCGGGAUCCAAUCACCACCUCUGGAAGCCCGCGAAGCAGCGCCAAAACCCGCUGCCACUGCUCACCCUUCUCGCACGCGCUGAUCCCAGCGCUGUAGCUAUAACGUCGGGCUCAAACGUCGCCUCCCGCAUCUCGCUGAGCAAGCCAAUAAUAUACUGCCACUGCAUGUUUUUCUCGCACGCUCUGAUCCCAGCGUUGUAG
Messenger RNA from Prorocentrum cordatum, 345 nucleotides. The record is from the annotation of a GenBank genome assembly. Lineage: Eukaryota; Dinophyceae; Prorocentrales; Prorocentraceae.